AUGGCUCGCUAUCCAGAGAUGAAGUGGGACCCUCAGUGUGGUCUCGCUGAAGAAUUCACGUUAUUUCAACAGCGAAUGGAACUUUGCCUUCUCGAUAAUGAGAUAACUGAUACUACAAAACAGGCAACAAAAAUAAAGAUAGCUCUUGGGAACGAAGGGUUACGCAGGAUAAACGCCUCUAGCCUCAGUGUAGAGGAUCAGAAGGACCCAGGCAAGCUAUGGGCCCUAAUCGAAGGCCAACUGAAUGUCAAAGUGAACUUCAGGAUUCAUCGGCUCGAAUUAAUGCGAUACAAGCAGAUGUCUGGAGAAACGAUCGACGAGUUCGUCAAUAGAUGUCGGAGUAAGGCAAAGGAAUGCAAAUUCACCGAGGGGGAAUUGAGUGAAAGACUCAUAGAGCUGGUGAUUUCGUCUACACAACUCGAGUCAUUUCAGAAAGACCUACUCGACAAAGAAAAGGGGUUCUCAAUUGAUAAGCUUCUUGAAGAAGGCCGCAAAUAUGAGGCCAUUCAAGUCGGUAAACAGUGCCUGCAGACGCUCCACACCAUUGGAAGUGGGAACAUUGAUGCUGUUAGUCACGACAGUAGGCAGAAAUGCAGGAACUGUGGUCUUUCACACCUUCCAAAGAGGUGUCCAGCCUUCGCGGACCUGUGCAAUUCGUGUGGCGUCAAAGGACACUGGGCGAAGAUGUGUCGAAAGACGAAAGAACAGGUCAAACCGAAGAUCCCUCCUAGACGUCCACCAUCACAAGACAGGUGGAGCUCACAGCAGAGACAGCCCAGAAACAGGCAGUAUAGGCCUACAUCCUUUCAUAGCAGGAACCAGCGUAAGGUUGACGAAAUUGGACCGGACGACACAAACCAACCGGACAGUGGGGAACGUGAAUUCCACAUGAUACAUAUAUCGCUAAACUCUAUUGACUCGGAGGAGACCGAAGCAUAUGCGAGUAUCAACAUCAUAUGUCCAGACCUGAGGGGUCAUCAUCGCCUCAAUGCAAAGGUUGACACAGGAGCCAGCGGUAAUGUUCUGCCACUGCGGACGCUGAAGGACAUGUACAGGGCUCGAUGGAAAGAUGUUAUCCGUCCCACUACUACGCGACUAUCUGCCUACGGAGAAACGCCUUUACGCUGCUUAGGCACCUUGAUGAUGUCGAUGAUGUAUGAAGGGUCGCCUUGGGUCGUAGACCAAACAUGGUAUGUUGCGGACGUAAAGGGACCAGUCAUUGUCGGACUUCCUACUUCCAGAAAGCUAGGGAUUGUUACGAUUCACACAGUUGAACAACAGAUGGGCCUGGACAGUCCAAAUGAUCUUCCUCCCAUCAGGUCAGCUAAAGACCUACAGGCGGCUUACCCAGACCAGUUUGACCAGAUUGGGAACUUCAGUGGCAAGGCAACGUUGCACUUGAAGAAGGAUGCAACUCCAUCAAUUGAUGCGCCUCGAAAAUGCAGCAUCCACCUGAGGGACAAGCUCAAGAAAGAGCUGGAUCAGAUGGAAAGUAACGGCAUCAUUAGGAAAGUUACUCAUCACACAGAUUGGUGCAGUUCCCUCACCACAGCCCUGAAGAAGGAUGGGUCAUUGCGAGUCUGCCUUGACCCCAAAAGGCUCAAUCAAAACCUGAAAAGAUGCCCUCACAAGAUUCCAACUCUAGAGGAGCUCAAUCCUGCAUUCUCACAGGCCAAGUACUUCUCGAAAUUGGACGCAAAGGCAGGAUAUUGGUCAGUCCACCUGGACGAAGAAUCGCAGGAGCUUACUACAUUCAGAUCACCAUUUGGAAGGUAUUGCUUUCGCAGACUUCCAUUUGGACUUUCGGUGAGUCAAGACAUCUUUCAACAAAGGAUGGACACAAUCCUUGCACAGGCGCCAGGCUGUGAAGGUAUAGCUGACGACAUAGCUGUAUUUGGCAAGACUGAACAGGAGCAUGAUGAUAAUCUCUGGAGACUGAUGGGAGUUGCACAAAAAGAAGGUCUGGUGUUCAACAGUACAAAGUGUGUGAUCAAGGCGAGAAGCAUCAAUUUCUUUGGUUCACUGUACACAGACAAAGGCAUACAACCAGAUCCUAGCAAGUUGGAGGAUGUCAGAGAAAUGCCUACACCACAGAACAAGGACGAUCUCCAGCGAGUGUUAGGGAUGAUGACCUAUUUAUCACCAUACAUCUCAAACUAUGCUGAAAAGUCAGCAAUACUGCGUGAUCUUCUGAGGAAAGAUGUUCCCUUUACCUGGCAGGAGGACCAUGAGGAAUGCUUUCAACGAUUGAAAUCAGACAUUUCAGAAGGAAAGUGUCUACGGUACUAUAACCCCAGUGUCCCAACAGUACUAGAGGUAGAUGCAUCGCUCAAAGGACUUGGAGCCUGCCUCCUUCAGAAUGAAAGACCAGUCGCAUUCGCCUCAAAGAGUUUGUCAGAUGCACAAUCAAACUACUCAAACAUCGAGCGAGAGACAUUGGCACUUGUUUUUGGGAUCACACGUUUCCAUUCAUAUCUGUUUGGUAACCAGUUCACAGUCUACACUGACCACAAACCACUCGAAACGAUCUGUAGAAAGCCCCUGGGGAGUGCGCCUCCAAGAUUACAGAGGCUUCUCGUCAAAAUACAGGGCUAUGAUUGUGAUAUCCUAUACAAGCCCGGAAGUCAGAUGACAUUACCAGACACACUCAGUAGGUUGCCAAACCCCAGAAAGAGAGGAGACGUCAUCGUUGAGCUCCAUGUAGAUGAAGUCAUGGAAUUAGAAGAGAAUCAUGACAAUGAUCUGGCAAGCUUCACACCUAUGAAGCAGACACAGCUGCAGAGAGAGACAGCAAGCGAUCCGAACUUGAAGCAGCUGAGUAGAAUUAUUCACGAUGGAUGGCCAGACGUGAUUAAGCAGGUUCCAAGCAGCUCAAGGAUUCACUGGUCAUACCGAGAGGAACUGGGUGUCGCCAACGGCAUUAUCUUCAAAGGAAGACAGGUGUUGAUACCUUCAACACUGCAAUCAGACAUCCUGGAGCAGCUACACACGAGUCAUAUGGGUAUAGAGAGAACUCGUAGACUAGCAAGGGACACGGUAUACUGGCCAGGCAUCAAUAAGGAUAUUGAAAACCUUGUCAAGACUUGCCCUGCUUGCCAGGAGAACCAAGAUCGGCAACAAAGGGAACCACUACAACCGCACGAAGUUCCAAUGACGCCAUGGACAAAGGUAGCCACAGACCUGUUUUUUCUUGAUGGAACUGAAUACUUACUCAUUACUGACUAUCAUUCCAAGUUCCCUGUGAUCAGGAAAAUGCACAGCACCACAAGUGCUUCAGUUGCUACCGUAAUGAAAGAAACCUUCAGCCUCCUGGGAGUGCCCUCCGAAGUUAUAUCUGAUAACGGACCCCAGUUCAUUGGAAAAGCUUUCAAAGACAUGUGUGAGUCAUGGAACAUCAAGCACACCACCUCAUCGCCGAGAUAUCCGCGCUCCAAUGGCCUAGCUGAGCGGAUGGUACGCACCAUAAAGUCGAUGAUUAAGAAGUGCAAACAGACAGGACAAGAUGUCCAAAAGGCACUUCUCCACCUUCGAGCAACGCCUCAAUCAGACCUGCCAUCUCCUGCCGAAAUGAUGUUUGGGAGGCAAAUGAAGACAACCCUUCCAGGUCGCCAUGAUCAUGACAGACAGAUGAGCGAUGUCCACGACCAGCUCCAGCGAAGGCGGGAUGUGAUGAAGACCGACCAUGACAGACAUGCCGGUCGGGUACUGUCCCUCCUGAAGGUCGGCCAGAAAGUCAGAACUUUGCAUCCAGACGACAAUACAUGGCUGCCGGCUGAGGUUUCAAGAGUUUGCCCAGAACCAAGAUCAUAUGAAGUGACAACACCAAAUGGCAGGGUGUUAAGGAGAAACAGGUCCCAUCUGCGAGAGAUGCCGAUACAAAUAGAGACGGCAACAGCACCCACACCAGGGACAGAGCAUCUUCCAAGAGAGGAUGGUGACAACUGCACAACACCCGCAGGAACACAGGAUUUCGAUGGUUCAAUCCCUCGUUCUGAUUCUUUUGCCUAUGUCACAAGAUAUGGUCGCAAGGUACUUACUGGGUCCGCAAGCUAUUUCUCCACACUUUUUAUAUAUUCAGCCGACUUCGUCUCUGUGAUCAACAUCCUUCUCGCCGCCGUACAUCAAUUCAUUACCAUCCGGGUGGACCCGUUUGGUGCCCAUGGCAUCAUUACCACACCCCGUAUCAUCGCUGCCUGCGUCACCACAUGGCUGCUUUGCAUACCAAUAGCAUACCCCAUCUGGAUCAUGAAAGACCUAUUCGCUUUCUACAUCUCCGCAGUCUCCACCGACGUCGUGCUCCUACUCAUCACUGGCCUCUUCUAUCUCUUUGUCUAUACUACCGUCUCCAAAGGCCCACCUGGUGUCAAGUUUUCAGAACAGAGGAAACUCGAAAACAGAAAACAUAGGAACUAUGUCAAACUCGCUGGUAUAUUGGUGGCGACUUAA
Molecule: messenger RNA, 4446 nt
Organism: Strongylocentrotus purpuratus (purple sea urchin)
Lineage: Eukaryota; Metazoa; Echinodermata; Echinoidea; Camarodonta; Strongylocentrotidae
Exons: 4
Coding region: 1-4446 (1481 amino acids)
Biological process (GO): DNA integration
Molecular function (GO): zinc ion binding; nucleic acid binding
Source: RefSeq, a predicted model, not a curated record